CGUUUUAUGCAAAAUGCUCGAAAUAUAGUCAAAUAAAAAUUUAAUAUUUAGCUAAUCUCAAAAACAGUUUCUCACCUGAGGUAAUCGCGUUCAAUUUGUGGCUUUACUUACUUAAUUGAACCUGCUACAUUCUGUGCACAAUGUCUCGGUGUUUAAGUCCUGAAGAACUAAUGGAAUUAUUCAAAUCUCUUGAUACAAAUGGAGAUGGAGUUGUUAGCAGACAAGAGUUGACGACGCGACUCGCUAACGCUGGAGUAUCUGCGAGAAGAGUACAGGAUCUUAUGAAACACCUGGAUAUAAAUGGUGAUGGAUUUAUUACUGUUGAAGAAUAUAAAUCAGCUUUGGGAUUGACUAAGGAACCAGCAGCUGAAUGGCGACGACUGUUCAUUCAAAUUGAUCAAGACAGAAGUGGCGAGAUCGAUGCUAAUGAAAUGCAAAAAUUAUUUGAUGAAGCCGGUAUGACAGUAUCACGUUCAGUGCUAGAUGAAUGGAUACGUGAACAUGAUCGAGAUGGUAAUGGCAAAUUGAGUUUUGAAGAGUUUCUUGAAUUCGUUUCAUCUAACUUAUCAUAACAACGCUUGUAUUUCAAAUUAUUAUUGUUAUUGUUAUUAUUAUUA
This is a messenger RNA of Trichobilharzia regenti, 617 nucleotides long. NCBI's taxonomy places the organism in Eukaryota, Metazoa, Platyhelminthes, Trematoda, Strigeidida, Schistosomatidae. The record is from the annotation of a GenBank genome assembly.